CCGCCCGCCCGCCUGUCAAUAAAGUUGUGUAGUUGUGGCUUUGCGCUGAUGAGGGCGAAGACAAAAUGGAGGCGCUUUGGUGCAGUGGUUGAGGAGUAGGUAGGGGCCGCAGCGGGGGUUUUCUGCUCUUUCCCUCUCCCGCCUCCUCUUUUGAUGCUGCCGGAGGAGAAUGGAGGCGGGACAGCUUACGGAGGGUAAAGAGAUCCGCAUCAUCGGGUCGGAGCUGGUGGAGAACUACACGGUAUAUAUCAUAGAAGUGAAAGUUGGGAACCACCAAUGGACAGUUAAACACCGCUAUAGUGAUUUUCAUGAACUGCAUGAAAAGCUGACUGCAGGAAAAAAGAUAGAUAAGAAUCUGCUUCCACCAAAGAAGAUUAUUGGCAAAAAUUCCAAAACAUUUGUAGAAAAAAGGCAGAAAGAAUUAGAAGUUUAUUUGCAAACCCUUCUAACAAAGUUCCCUUUGGCUGCCCCAAAAGUUUUGUCACACUUUCUGCAUUUUGAUCUAUAUGAGAUAAAUGGCAUUACUGCUGCCCUUGCUGAGCAACUAUUUCACAAAGGUGAGCAGUUGCUUUUGAAAGGUGAAGUAUUCUGUCUGAGACCUUUACAACUAUAUGCAAUCACUCAACAACUGAGACUGGCCAGUCCCACAUGUGCCAGUGGAGAUGCCAAGACUGAUCUUGGACACGUCCUGGACUUUGCUUGUAGACUUAAAUAUUUGAAGAUAACAGGCACUAGAGGAUCUGUGGGUAACAGCAAUAUUCAGGAACAUCUUCUUAAAUUUGACUUGUCAAUUUUCAAGUCUGUUCAUCAGAUUGAGAUAAGUAAUUGUGAUGCUGAACAAAUUAUUGGACUUCCUUCUCUGAAGCACUCAUUAGCUACCAUGACUGUGUCUUUUUCAACUGCUUCAAUGAAGGAUAUUCUUGUGCCAGAAGCUUCUGAAUUUGAACAGUGGGAAGUAGAGGGAAUGGCAUCUGAAUGUCCAGUUGCUGCUAUUAUCCCAAGAUGGAAUAUGCUGACCACGCUUGAUAUGAGUCAUAACCGAAUAUCAAAUAUUGAUGAAUCUGUGAGAUUAAUACCAAGAGUGGAAUUUCUGGAUCUAAGUUACAAUGAAAUAACAGUUAUGGAGAAUUUACAGCAUCUUUAUAAUCUCAUUCAUUUGGAUUUGUCAUUCAACAAGCUCACGUUAUUGCAAGGUGUUCAUACAAAACUCGGAAACAUCAAAACUUUGAACUUGACAGGAAAUCAAUUGGAAAGUCUGUCUGGUCUGAACAAACUUUACUCAUUAGUUAACUUGGAUCUUGGCGACAAUAAAAUAUCACAGAUAGAAGAAAUUAAAAACAUCGGGAGUUUGCCCUGCCUUGAGAAGGUCUUUCUAAAUAACAACCCUUUGAGCAUCAUUCCUGAUUACAGAACAAAGGUUCUUGCACAAUUUGGCGACCGUGCCUCAGAGGUCUGCCUGGAUAAUACUGUUACAACAGGAAAAGAACUGGAUACAGUUGAGGUGCUGAAGGCAAUUCAGAAAGCCAGAGAAGCAAAAGAUCGAAUGAAUAGUACAGAUAAAAAAAUCAGUGAGGAAACAAGACUUGCUGCUCAAGGGUCCAAACCCAACUUCUCUUCCUGUGUUGCUUGUCCUCCUUCUCCUGUGCUGCACCAUGCUGCCAGCUCCAGCCAAGAAAUAAAUACUAAAUCAGCCCUAAUCAUCAAUGCACAUCAAAGUGAGAGUUUGACUCCUAUGGCUUCUACAAUUACCCCAGGAGCCUCUGACACAGCCAUUUUGAAUGGAAGCAAGAGCAAGGUUGCAAAUCCAGAGCUAAAACCUAUGAAUAAAUCACUUGAAGAUUCUGACUGUCCACAAACAAGCACUUUUUUUCUCCAAAUACAAUUAUCUACAUUCAUAAUAAGAUUUGGAUCAGCAGAUGCAACUACUGAAGCUGAUGUGCUGAAAUCACUACAUGAUCCUGAAGUAACUCUUGUGCUGCCUUUUUCAUGUGUGUCAUACAAUACCACCAAUCUUGACUUUGCUGCCUAUUUGUCUGGAAUAAUUAAUCAAGCUCUAUUGAAAGUGCGUACCACUGAGACUGUAUUUGACUGUCAAGGAAACCCUGUUAAUUAUCCUGAGGUCUUCGGUAAUGAAGCUGGAUAUUUUGAAAUGGGUCCAGAUCAAGGUGAUUGUAUUUUGGGAUGUAGUUCAAACAUUGAUCUAUCCAGUAUUUCUGCAAACCAAGAAGCUGAGAUAUUAAAGGUACUGUGGGCUCUUUGUAUACAGGCAAACAAAGGAUUAAGAUUGUUUAUAUCUUGCAUUGUACUGAUUGACAGUGCUGUAGCUAUAUUUCAGAUUCCUCACUGCGAACUCUUGGGAAAUAUGCAAAAUCUUAUUUCUCAAAUGCAGCUUGUCCUUUGUCUUCCCUAUUCAGAAAUUUUGGAAGUGUUCUUUGAAGUGCCAGAAAUGUGCCUUUCAAUGAAAAUUAAAACACAUGAUUGUUUCUUCUUUAUAUCCGAUUCUCAGAGUCUUAAAGACUUCAAUUUCUGUUUAAAGGCUGUGUUGAAUAAAUCUACUUCAAGUUUGACUAGACUUGAUUAUGAAGAGCCCCUUAUGGAAGACUUCAUAGUUCAGCUUUUACAGCAUCAGCAGCUUGCACUAAGUGACACUGGCAUUAAAGGUAGUUUUGCAGCAUAUAUUUUGAUCAGCGACAACCCCAAACCAUGGGGUUGGGCAGAAGAGACGAAUCCUUGUGUUUCACAUACUGAAGUGGUCAGUGGUAUAGAAUUAAAGAACAAGAAUACUCUGCACUCUGAAGUUUGUUCGGAGGUUCUUCCAGGGAGAGAAGAAAAUUCCAAACCUGUAUGUGUACCUUGUCUUCUGAUUUUGACAGCUCAACAUCUUUAUUUCAUAAAGAUAGAUUUCUACAUAGCAGCAAAAAAGUGUCUUCAUCCUGAAGAGAUUGCAGAAUGUCCAUUUAAGUUGAACAGAAUUUCAUUAGCUACGUUGCUUUUAAAUCCAAAGCAUGGGUCCCAUACUGUUGAAACAGUGGCAUUUUGGGAUGGUCAUGUCCUUGAAUUCUUGAUUGGAUAUCAACUUGCAACGGCGGUUUUUUUGCUUCCCCAUGAGAAGUUCCACUUUCUACGAAUGUUUAAUCAACUGAGAGCCAGCUUUCAGGGUGUCAAAUCCAUUGUAAUGUACAGAACUUGUCCGGAUCACUGCUACGUAACGAGGCAUUCCACGGACACAACUGGUCACUCUCCUGAACCUGAAAGCAACCAGCCAAAGUUGAAAUCAGACUUGGGUCUUUCUCUACAGUAUCCUUCUGAGAUGCUGCUGCAAAAAUUGACUGAAGAGAAUCGGUGUCCCUUUCAUCUUUCUGCCUCCCCAUCUCUCAAUUACCUAGCAGGUUUGAAAGGAAGAGCUAUUGUGGACUGUUUUCACAACAGUAUGGCUGAGGUUGAGAAUGAAGAGCUACGGUAUCUAAUUUGGUCUUCAGUUAUAUUUUACAAAAGCUCAGAGCUUGAAGUUACUGCCUGCAUAAUGCUCUCUACCAAAGCAUUGUAUUUCGUGUUGGAUGAUAGUAUCAUUAAGCUUGCUGAUCAAACUGGAUAUUGGAGUGAAAAGCCAUCUUCAAAUUCUGAGCGGAGUGGUUUGCUCUUAUCGUUCUGCUUUGUCCUGAAAUUAAAUGAUCUGCACUCCAUACACUUGGGCCUUUUUGAUCAAUACUUCCGCAUCACUGGUCCAUCUGCUGAACACACAAUUGCUUGCCUGACCAGGGACAGUUAUACAACACAUACAUUUGUACAGCAGUUAAUGGCUGUAUUAUCUUUGUUGGAACGAACACCUUCGCCAGAGCCAGUGGAGCUGGACUUUUAUUCAGAAUUUGGAAAGAAAAGCACAGGUCAAAUGGAAAAUUAUGAAAUUGUCCACUCCAGUCGAGUGAAAUUCAUUUAUCCUAGUGAAGAGGAGGUUGGUGAUCUGACAUUUAUGAUAGCAGAAAAUGUUCAAGACCUAAAUAAUCUCCAAACAUCUAACAUCCUCUUGUAUGUUUUGGCAUUUCAAGUAGAGUCUUUGGAGAAUUCUUUAUAUUCCUGCAAGUGUUCUUUGCAGCCUAAAACGUUAAUUUUGACCAGCUAUGAUAUGCUUCUGUUUGAAGAAGAUUAUGUUAGUUAUCCAUUACCAGAAUUUGCAAAAGAACCACCAAAGCGGGACAAAUACCAAUUAACUGAUGCUAGAAGAAUUCGCGAUCUGGAUCGAGUGCUCAUGGGUUACCAGACCUAUCCACAGGCCAUCACUUUUGUGUUCGAUGAUGUACAGAAUCGGGAUCUCUUAAGCAGUAUGAUGCUUGACCAUUUUGAACAUCCACUUAAUACCUGUUCUACAGAUAGAACAAGUUACUGCAGCAUCAGCGAUGAAGUUCAGUGGUGUCUCUUUGUAGCCAGUCCUGAAAGUCGUGAAAGGCUGAUUGCAUUGCUUGCUAGACAGUGGGAAAUUCUUUGUAGCAGAGAACUACCAAUUGAACUUACAGGCUAAAAUUGUUGCCAAGAGUGUCCAACAAACCAUAAAUGUUAUACUGAUCAUGAAUAAUUAAAUGUACAGCGCUCCUGGGGAAUUUGUAAAUACCAUGGGAGUCAUUCAAGUUGUUCCUUUGAUGUCUAGGGCUUUUAGAGUUUAUUUUUUACAUUAACAUGUAAAAUAAUGUGUAACAUAAACUGAUGCAUCCUGCUACAUUGUGCAAUGUAAACUCUACAUAAAAGGUCACUAUUGCAUGUUAUGCUUGAAUGUUUUGAAAUAUAAAAUAUAAACUUUGUAUUUAAUGGACAGCUCUCUAAUCUGCUGCUAUGAUUUGAAAUAAAGUUGUUGGUCUUAAAUAGUUUUUAAACAAAGAGUAACCUUAAGCUUACUGCAUUUUUAAUAUUAUUACAUAGUAUUGCAGAAUAUAAAAGAACGCCUGUUUAACAUGUUUAGCUUGAUCUGUUCCACUUAGUAUUCAGUAUGAUAUGGUAAGUUGGAUCAAUGCCAGCCAGCUAGGUUGCUUUUGUUGCAUGUAAUGGACUAACUGUAGUGUUGUUGAGAUCUAGAAGGGGACUGCUGGCUAUGGACACGAAAACUACUUUGCCAUUAUUGUUUUAGAAAACCAAAGUAUUGCUUUGCAACGCAAGUACCCUGCAGAUGCACCUGCUAUGUUUUGUACACUUGAAGGGCUUGAUUCAAUGUAUUGCAACUGUAGCUUGAUUGAGCUAAAAGUAGUUUCUGGUGGUAAUUUGCCAAACAAGGUGCCUGACAUAUCAUUGAUGUCAUCCUAAAUGGAUAUAAAUAAUAGAGCAAGAUAGCAGUUGACGAGGUUGUGCCUGUAUCUCCUGUCAUGUAGAUUAUUCUAGAAUAGCAUUAUUCAGGCCAAGAACAUGAACUUUUCUCUUCCUUCUCCAAUACGCGUUUACUGCAGCAGGGAAAAUUGUGCAUAUGAAAACUAGCCCAAUAAAUCUGUUUUGAAAGACUAGUUUCAAAUAAUGGAAAUGAAGUUGAAUGUGCUUUAUUGUGGUCACUGAAUAAUGUAAAUGGAUGAAAUUUGUCUAGCAUUAGACUCCUCAACCCACUCUUAAAAUAUUGGAUAACUACUGUUUCAAAGAUUAAAAGCUUUAUUAAUGUUUCCAGAAGUUGUUUUAAGGCAGGUAUGGAUUUUACAAAAAUUCUGGAAAUAUUCAGCAGAGUAAAUGUUUCAAAUGAAUGAUCUUCUAUUAAAACCAGCUCAGCAAGAACUUGUGUGACACUGCUAAUUAGUUUGCUUUGUAACAGAAAAAAUUUGCUUUCUGCCAUAUCAAGGUGAUAAACUUCCUUGGGUAACUUGCAUUCUAGGUAAACUUGCCUGCACUUUUGAGUAGAUUAGCUGGUGAUUUCUCCAUAAGAUUGAUAUAGCUGUAUAACUUUUUUAAAGUAGGGGGUGGGUUCAACAGAUUGAAAAAGUGUGGACAAAGUAAAUGGAUGAAGAGCGUAGGAGGGAUUACUGAAGUCUUCAGAGCAAGGGAGGCAAAAGACAGGAAACUAUUAUAGGCCAGUUAUCCUGAUUUCAGUUGUUGAGAAGAUGUUGGAGUCAAGGUACUUACACACAAUAAAAUAGAUUUCCUUAAGAAAAAAUCUUGACUGACUAAUCUGUUAGGAUUUUUUGAGGUAGUAACGGGCAGGAUAAAUAAAGGAAAGUCAAUGCAGGUUGUUUAUAAGGAUUUUCAGAAUGCCUUUUGCCAAGGUACCACGCAUGAGGCUGCUAAACAAGGUAAGACCCCAUGGUAUUACAGGAAAAAUACUAGAAUGUAUAGAACAUUGGUUAAUGGGCAGAAGAUAGAGUGGGAAUAAAGUUGCCUUUUAUUUGUUUGGCUGCAGGUGACUAGUGGUGUUCCACAGGGGUCGUCGUUGGGUCUGUAACUUUUCAUGUAUGUUAACGAUUUGAAUGAUGGGUUUGUGGCCAAGUUUGCAAAUGAGGCAACGAUAAAUGGAGGGGAAUGUAGUGUUGAAAAAUCAGGGAGUCUGCAGAAGGACUUGGGACAGGUUAUGAGAAUGGGCAAGAAUUAGCAGAUGGAAUACAGUAUAGGGAAGUGUACAGUCAAACGCUUUGGUGUAAAGGUAUACUAUUUUCUAAAUAGUAAAUUCAGAAAUUGGUGUUGCAAAGGGAUUUGGGGGUCCUGGUGCAAUAUUGCUAUAAAGUUAACUUGUGAAACUUCAAUCUUGCCAAAUACAUCCUCUGACCUCCCCUUCAAUCCUUUUAAUUACACAAGCAUUGUUUGCUGCUUCUAGAGUUUCCACUACCUGAGUAACAUUUGAAGUUCCUUCCCUUAAUCUCCUUCUCUGAAUUUUGCACAAAUGUGAUACUCAUUUUUUUGGACAAUAUAUUUGAAUAUAGAAGUAGGAACAUACUGUACAGCACUGGAAGCUAUUCUGCAAAUAAAGGAAAUAAAAAGUGCUUUUUUUUGUUUUCAUGACAAAGUUAAAGAUUUCUGAUUCAAAAGGAAAAGAUUAUUACAAUUUCAUGCAAGUCCCCAAUUAACUGAAGCAGGAAAUAAUUGGGGAGUAAAGAAAGUGGCAGAUAGAUUGAUGUUUUCAUUCACUAAAAACAUCAGAAAACUUUAUGAUAAUGAAUUAAUGUCUACUGUAAUCGAGAAGCUCAAAGAAAUGAGUAAAUUAGCAGUACUGGAGAAAUAAUGGACCCUGAUAUUCCCUCAUAAGCUGAUGAACAGCAGCCCAGCGUUUUAAAAGAGAUGACUUCAAAGAUAAGUGGAUGCACAGAUGGUCAAUUAUAAAUGAGACAUUUUGGAAGACAGCAUGACCUCACCAAGAGUCUGAGCAGGGUGGGUGGAAUCCUUCAUGAUGUUACUGACCCUUUCUGUAUAUACGUCCUCCAUGGUGGGUAGGCUGGUGCCAGUGAUGCUUGGGCAGUUUUGACUACUUGUUACAGAGCCGCUUUGUCCAUGGUGGUGCAGUUUCUGUACCGUACACUCGUACCAUGUUAGGAUGCCCUCUUCUGUGCAUCUGUAGAAUGAAAUGAGUAUGGAUGUACAUAGUCCAGCUCCCUUCAGCCUCCUUAGUAGCUUUCCUGACUCUGUAGGAUGUACAGUAUUCUGGGACCAUGAGAAAUUGAGUGAGAUGUGCGGUCCCAGGGGUUUGAAACUGCUUGCAGUUUCAGCUGCUGUGCCACUGAUGUAAAGGGUGGUGCAGGUUCUCCUGAAGUUGAAAACCAUCUCCUUUAACUUGUUGGUAUUUAGGAAGAGGUUAUUUGCCCGGCACCAGGUCUCAGACUCUUCUACUGCCAAACUGUAGGUCUGCUCAUCGUUGGUGGUGAUGAACCCCACCACUAUCAUGUCAUUUGAGAACUUGACAAUGUGAUUACUGGGGUUUUUGGCUGUGCAGUUGUGUGCACAGUGUACAGCAAUGGGUUCGGCACACAUCCCUGGGGGGCAUCCAUGUUGAGGAUGAUUGGGAGUUAAGAGCAGCUGUGCAUCCUGACGAGGUAUCUAUUGGUUAGAAAGUUCCACACCCAGUUGCAUGCAUUAUAGGUUUUCAUUUUCCUGGCCCUUUUUGUCACCCAUGAUAAUAGUGUUUACUUCUUGAUCAUUGUUGUUUGAAUCUUUUACUUAAUACAGUAUAUGCUUUUGUUUCUAGACUCAGGAACAUCUUCAGUGAAUGUGCUAUCUCUAGGCCCAAGAAUAAGAUUUGGUGGAUGAGGGAAAGGUAAAAUUAGUAAUUUCCACACGUCUUGUAGCACUGGUUUCCCAAGAUUUCUUUUUGUGAAUUUUCUCUGCUCUGCCCUUCCUUUGUGGUGGGGAUUGAUUUAUUGGCAUUUUUGCAACAGUGCUUGAGGAUACAGUUGAGAUGUAUUGAGUUUUCCCUACAACAUAAACUACUUAAUACCUCACCUCUGUGCACAGCCUUCAUGAGUAGAUUUCCUUUCUGGUAUUUGGUUGGCUACUUUUGUAAUCCUUGUUUACGGAUGUUUAAAAGCAAUAUUUUUUGAUCUCUGUUGUUCCAUUUUAUACUUGCUCUAAAUUUUCUAUAAUUAGAUUUUCUUUCCCCCAUGUUAACUACCUACUUACUUUGUUUUUUCCCUUUUGCGCCAUUUUAUGCCCUAUCAGUUUGGAUCACCACAGGAGUUCUUGCUUUAGUUUGCCUAAUAUUGCCAUUCUGCAUCAUAAAUAGGAACAGCCGGUGAUGAGGCUUACAGGAUUGAGAUAGAUCUGCUGGUUGAAUAAUGUUGCAUCAACAGCCUUGCACUCAAUGUCAACAAGACCAAGGAAUUGAUUAUGUACUUCAGGAAGGAGAGGUCAGGAGAAGACACAGCAGUCCCACAGGGGUCGGUGGUAGAAAGGGUGAGCAGCUUCAAGUUCUUGAGCAUCAACAUCUUAGAGGAUCUGUCCUGGAUCUAACAUGUAUUGACGCAGUCACAAAGGUGGCAUGCCAUCGGCUCUGCUUAAUUAGGAAUGAGGAGAUUUGAUAUGUCACCAAAGAUUCCUGCAAAAUUUGUAUAGAUGUACAGUGUUCUUGUCUGGUUGCAUCACUACCUACUAAGGAGCCCAUAAUGCACAGGAUCACUUGAGGCUGCAGAGGUAGACGUAGCCAAUUUGUUCAUGCACUCUAACCUCCCUGCCGCAUCUUCAAAAGGUGGUGACUUAAGGUGGCAGCAUCCGUCAUUAAAGACCUUCAUCAUUCAGGACGUGCCCUCUGCCUGUUACUACAUUUGGAGAGAAGGUACAGGAGCCUGGACACCUACUCUCAAUAUUUUAAUAACAGCUUCUUCCCUCUGCUAUCAGAUUUCUGAAUGGUCCAUGAACACAGACUCAUUAUCAGUCUUUUGCACUACUAAUUUAUUUUGUAACUUAUUUUUGUCUUGUACUUUGCAGCAGCAAAACAAUAAAUUUAAUGACAUGUGAGUGAUAAUAAACCUGAUUCGAAUUCUACCCCUUUCUGAUAUUAUCCAUACAUUUUCAGUCUCCACUGCUUAAACCUGCACUCUUCCUUCUUCAGUUUCACGUUACUUCUCUCCCAAGAGUUCUCUUCUUGCCUUUCAGCUGAAUUUCCAACUAUGAAAUUCCUUCCAUGAACCCGACUGCUUUGCCUUAAGACAAUAAGAUAUAGGAGCAGAAUUAGGCCAUUCAGCCCAUCGAGUCUGCUAUGCCAUUCCAUCAUGGUCUUUUUUUUUGUAAUUUAUUUUUCAUUGAAUUUCAUCAUCAAACAAACAUUUCCAUAGGAUGUAUUUCAGAUACUGUACAUAUAUAUCAUGUAAUCAUAUGCCACAAAUCUCCACAUAAUAUUUAUCUGAGGUAUACACUUAUAGAAAGGAGAGGAAAGAAAGAACAAUCAAAAGAAGACUAUGUACAAAAUAGGGAGUGAUCUUUUUUUACAACAUAUUCAUUGACUUGAGAGUAAAAUCAGGCCUAUGAGGUGUUAUGUAGUUAAACCAUUUUUUCCAGUAUGAAUACAAUUGUUUCAGCUUAUGAUUAACAGAUGCUGUUAUCUUCUCCAUUUUGUAAAUGUCCAUUGUAAUUUCCAUCCAUACAUUUAAAGUUGGGCUCUCCUGUGAUGACCAGUUCCUGGUAAGGGUCUUUUUACCAGCCACCAGCAGUACAUUCAUUAAAUAUUUAUCUCUUUUCAACCAUUCUUGAGGUAUAUACCCAAAAUAUAUGGUCUUACUCUCUAAGGGUAUUUCACAUUUAAAGAUGUCUUGUAGGGCAUUGUGUAUCCCACUCCAAUAGUCUUUGAUAACGGGGCAUUCCCAGAAAAUAAGCUAAUGGUUUGCAUUUUGAUUUCACAAUUUCUCCAGCAAACAGGGGAGUUACUAUCAUAAUGGGAUUUCUGAGAGGGUGUAAUAAAAUAUCUUAUCAAGUUUUUCCACCCAAACUCCCUCCAUUUCUGUGAACUGCUACACUUCCAUUGAUACCUCCAUAUUAUUAUCCAUUCUUCGUCAGAUAUUAUUAUCCCUCCUUCCUUCUCCCAUUUUGUUUUAAUGUAUCCAUCAUAGUCUUUUCAAACCACCUCGGACAAAACUUAUAUUUUUUACAGCCCAUCUUUUCUUUGUACAAGGGAAGAUAUUCACAGAAAUUUUAAAGUUUCUAAAAACUAAUGACUCCAGAAGUAUGGAAGGUUUAUUCAAGUGAAUCGCCGUUGCAUUUUUGUAAUUCUUCGGUUCUUUGCGGGAAUGGGAUCUGCUCUCGGGGGUCUCGCAACUAGCGCUAUUUGAUAUGCCAAGGAUGUGGCCCAGAAGACUAGUCUGCCUUCAGAGAGAUGGUUUCUCAUGGCUGUGAAGGCAGGCGGUCUCGAGGUCGGUGUCGCCAUAUGGUGUGUCGUGGAAGAAGAAAGAUCAAAAGCAGCGAGCUGGCUGUGUGCCCAGAGACCCGAUUUCUUUGGGCACAGAGCUCGGAAGAAGCGAUACAACAGAUUUUUAACCCCAUAAAUCAGCGAAUUGUUUGUUAUGUCUCCCCUCUCGCUGUGAAACAGGGACACCUUUUUCCCUUAUUAGGGAGAAAGAGAGAGCCUGUGGUAUGUCGAAUUACUGGGUGAAUGAGUAGUCUUUGGGGUACUGCAAGUCUGUGUCUUUAUUGAAUUGAUGCUUUGCUGCACACUUGAGUGCUUGGUGGAGGGUGCCGAUGCUUUUUUGCUGUGGGGGGGGGGGGUUCAUUGCCUUGCUGCUGCUUAUGAGUGGGUGGGGGAGAUGGGGGCUUUGGGAUUCUAAUAUUUAACUGUCAUUCAUUCUUUGGGGGCAUGCUGUUUUUGUGGAUGUUUGUGAAGAAAAAUAAUUUCAGGAUGUAUAUUGUAUCCAUUUCUUUGACAUUAAAUGUACCUAUUGAAACCUAAUACAAGUGAAGGCAUUUUACUCUAAAGAACCAUGCCUAAUUAUGUUUUAAAUACCUACAAGGUUUUCUUUCUCCUGUAAACUUUAUGUACUGGCUUCUCAGAUCCCAUUCAAAGUUAUGAGAGAUUACUUUUAAAUAGCUGGACUUGUACUUUGUAUUGCCAGUUAAAGUUUAAAUGUAUUCUGAUUAAUUUUAGAUCAAGUGAACUAUUGCAUUUUUGCAAGAGUGAUGCUUGCUUGUUACAUACACCUGUUAGGGUGCAUUCUCCAGAUACCUUAUAAGGUAACCGUAGCCUUCAUCCAGGAGCAGAUGUCAUCAGGUGGUUCCCAACCUUCAGAGUGUUUCAACCCUUAACCACGACACUCUCCAGUUGGUGGGCUGGCGGUGGUGGCCAAAUCACUGCCCAUCUGCUCCUGAUUUCCAGCUUCCCUCCUCUCGCCUACUCCAAAUCCAACAAGAGGCUCGUUCUGCCUCUUUCCCCCAUCCUAUGAGCUGCUUGUUUUUUCCUUUCGUCCAGGCCCAGAUCUGCCAACAACCGCCAUGCUGAUUCGGCUGGCAAACCUCUGCAGCCGAUCUCCACAGGGAACAACCAUGCCUGCCGUCCCUUGUCUUUACAUUCCUACACUAAGGGCUGAUACUUCAAGGCCUUUCACUCGUGGACCUCUUCCCAUCCCUCCUCCCACGGCACAGUCAGCUCAACCAGAAUUAUUUGCUAAUAGCUGUAUAUGAUAAAAGCAACAAUAAUAGAAACACAGAAAACCUACACCACAAUACAGGCACUUCGGCUCACAAAACUGUGCCGAACAUGUCCUUACCUUAGAAAUUAUCCAGGGUUACACAUAGGCCUCUUUCUUAGCUCCAUGUACCUGUCCAGGAGUUUCUUGAAAGACCCUAUUGUAUCCGCCUCCACCACAGUUGCCAGCAACCCAUUCCAUGCACUCACCACACUCUUCGGGGGGGGGGGGGGAAGAAAACAUCCCUAACAUCUCUUCUGUACCUACUUCCAAGCACCUUAAAACUAUGCCCUCUCAAGCUAGCCAUUUCAGCCCUGGGAAAAAGCCUCUGACUAUCUACAUGAUCAAAGCCUCUCUUCAUCUUACACAUCUCUAUCAGGUCACCUCUCAUCCUCUGUCGCUCCAAGGAAAAAAGGCUGUGUUCACUCAACCUGUUCUCAUAAGGCAUGCUCCCCAAUCCAGGCAACAUCCUUGUAAAUCUCCUCUGCACCCUUUCUAUGGUUUCCACAUCCUUCCUGCAGUAAGGUGACCAGAACUGAGCACAGUACUCCAAGUGGGGUCUGACCAGGGUCCUAUAUAGCUGCAACAUUACCUCUCAGCUCCUAAGCUCAAUCCCAUGAUUGACGAAGGCCAAUGCACCGUAUGUUUUCUUAACCACAGAGUCAAUCUGCACUGCAGCUUUGAGUGUCCUAUGGACUCGGACCCCAAGAUCCCUCUGAUCCUUCACACUGCCAAGAGUCUUACCAUUAAUACUAUAUUCUGCCAUCAUAUUUGACCAAAAUGAACCACCUCACAAUUAUCUGGGUUGAACUCCAUCUGCCACUUCUCAGCUCAGUUUUGCAUUCUAUCAAUGUCCUGCUGUAACCUCUGACAGCCCUCCACACUACCCACAACACCUCCAACCUUUGUAAAUUUACUAACCCAUCCCUCUACUUCCUCAUCCAGGUCAUUUAUAAAAAUCAUGAAGAGAAGGGGUCCCAGAACAGAUCCCUGAGGCACACCACUGGUCACCGAACUCCAUGCAGAAUAUGACCCGUCUACAACCACUCUUUGCCUUCAGUGGGCAAGCCAGUUCUGGAUCCACAAAGCAAUGUCCCCUUGGAUCCCAUGCCUCCUUACUUUCUCAAUAAGCCUUGCAUGGGGUACCUUAUCAAAUUCCUUGCCAAAAUCCAUAUACACUACAUCUGUUGUUCUACCUUUAUCAAUGUGUUUAGUCACAUCCUCAAAAAAAAUUCAAUCAGGCUCGUAAGGCAUGACCUGCCUUUGACAAAGCCAUGCUGACUAUUCCUACUCAUAUUAAGCCUCUCCAAGUGUUCAUAAAUCCUACCUCUCAGGAUCUUCAUCGACUUAGCAACCACUGAAGUAAGACUCUCUGGGCUAUAAUUUACUGGGCUAUCUCUACUCCCUUUCUUGAAUAAGGGAACAACAUCUGCAACCUUCCAAUUCUCUGGAACCUCUCCCAUCCUCAUUGAUGAUGCAAAGAGAAUCACCAGGGGCUCAGCAAUCUCCUCCCUCGCUUCCCACAGUAGCCUGGGGUACAUCUCAUCUGGUCCCAGUGACUUAUCCAACUUGAUGCUUUCCAAAAGCUCCAGCACAUCCUCUUUCUUAAUAUCUACAUGCUCAAGCUUUUCAGUCCACUACAAGAUGUCCCUACAAUCGCCAAGAUCCUUUUCCAUAGUGAAUACUGAAGCAAAGCAUUCAUUAAGUACCUCUGUUAUCUCCUCUGAUUCCAUACACACUUUUCCACUGUCUCACUUGAUUGGUCCUAUUCUCUCAUGUCUCAUCCUCUUGCUCUUCACAUACUCGUUGAAUGCCUUGGAGUUUUCCUUAAUCCUGCUCGGCAAGGUCUUCUCAUGGCGGCUUUUGGCUCUCCUAUUUUCAUUCUUAAACUGCUUCCAGUUAGCCUUCUAAUCUUCUACAUUUCUAUCAUUAUCUAGCUUUUUGAACCUUUCAUAAACUCUUCUUGACUAGAUUUACACAACAGCCUUUGUACACCAUGGUUCCUGUACCCUACCAUUCUUUCCCUGUUGCAUUACAAUGUACCUAUGCAGAACUUCACGCAAAUAUCCCCUGAACGUUUGCCAUAUUUCUUCCAUACAUUUCCCUGAGAACAUCUGUUCCCAAUUUGUGCUUCCAAGUUCCUGGCUGAGCCUCGUAUUUCCCCUUACUCCAAUUAAAUGCUUCCCUAACUUAUCUGUACCUCUUCCUCUCCAAUGCUAUGGUAAAGGAGAUAGUGAUCACAAUUCCAUCUCCAAAAUGCUCUCCCACUAAGAGACCUGACACCUGACCAGGUUCAUUUCCCAAUACCAGAUCAAGUACAGCCUCUCCUCUUGUAGGCUUAUCUACAUAUUGUGUCAAGAAACCUCCCUGAACACACCUAACAAACUCCACCCUGUCGGAACCCCUCACUCUAGAGAGAUGCCAAUUGACAUUUGGGAAAUUAAAGUCUCCCACCACAACAACCCUGUUGUUAUUACACCUUUCCAGAAUCUGUCUCCCAAUCUGCUCCUCAAUGUCCCUAUUACUAUUGGAUGGUCUAUUUUAAAAAAAAACAGUAGUGUUAUUGACCCUUUCCUAUUUCUAACUUCCACCCACAGAGACUCAGUGGACAAUCCCUCCAUGACUUCUUCCUUUUCUGCAGCCAUGACACUAUCUCUGAUCAACAGUGUCACACCCCCACCUCUUUUGCCUCACUCCCUGUAUUUUCUGAAACAUCUAAAGCCUGGGACUCGAAGCAGCCAUUCCUGCCCCUGAGCCAUCCAAUUCUCUGUAAUGGCCACAACAUCAUAGGUCCAAGUACUGAUCCACUCUCUAAGCUCAUCCGCUUUGUUCAUAAUACUCCUGGAAUUAAAAUACACAUCUUAAACCAUUGGUCUGAGAGUGUCGCUUCUCCAUCACCUGCCUAUCCUCCCUCUCGCACUGUCUCCAAGCUUUCUCUAUUUGUGAGCCAACCGCCUUUCCAUAGAACCAUAGAAACUACAGCACAGAAACAGGCCCUUUGGCCCUUCUUGGCUGUGCCGAACCAUUUUCUGCCUAGUCCCACUGACCUGCACACGGACCAUAUCCCUCCAUACACCUCCCAUCCAUGUAUCUGUCCAAUUUAUUCUUAAAUGUUAAAAAAGAACCUGCAUUUAUCACCUCGUCUGGCAGCUCAUUCCAUACUCCCACCACUCUGUGUGAAGAAGCCCCCCCUAAUGUUCCCUUUAAACUUUUCCCCCUCACCCUUAACCCAUGUCCUCUGGUUUUUUUCUCCCCUUACCUCAGUGGAAAAAGCCUGCUUGCAUUCACUCUAUCUAUACCCAUCAUAAUUUUAUAUACCUCUAUCAAAUCUCCCCUCAUUCUUCUACGCUCCAGAGAAUAAAGUCCUAACCUAUUCAACCUUUCUCUGUAACUGAGUUUCUCAAGUCCUGGCAACAUCCUUGUAAACCUUCUCUGCACUCUUUCAUCCUUAUUUAUAUCCUUCCUGUAAUUUGGUGACCAAAACUGAACACAAUACUCCAGAUUCGGCCUCACCAAUGCCUUAUACAACCUCAUCAUAACAUUCCAGCUCUUAUACUCAAUACUUCGAUUAAUAAAGGCCAAUGUACCAAAAGCUCUCUUUACGACCCUAUCUACCUGUGACGCCACUUUUAGGGAAUUUUGUAUCUGUAUUGCCAGAUCCCUCUGUUCCACUGCACUCCUCAGUGCCUUACCAUUAACCCUGUAUGUUCUACCUUGGUUUGUCCUUCCAACGUGCAAUACCUCACACUUGU
Mobula hypostoma (lesser devil ray) is the source of this 15805-nucleotide messenger RNA. It is a transcript of the gene nisch, whose product is annotated as nischarin. The transcript has 22 exons. Gene Ontology annotation, cellular component: cytoplasm. Lineage: Eukaryota; Metazoa; Chordata; Chondrichthyes; Myliobatiformes; Myliobatidae. The record is from RefSeq and is a predicted model, not a curated record. Gene Ontology annotation, molecular function: integrin binding; phosphatidylinositol binding. The coding region runs from base 170 to 4516 and encodes 1448 amino acids.